Molecule: messenger RNA, 4165 nt
Organism: Taeniopygia guttata (zebra finch)
Lineage: Eukaryota; Metazoa; Chordata; Aves; Passeriformes; Estrildidae
Gene: EXOC3L1
Product: exocyst complex component 3 like 1
Biological process (GO): exocyst localization; exocytosis
Cellular component (GO): exocyst
Molecular function (GO): SNARE binding
Source: RefSeq, a predicted model, not a curated record
GCGGGCACCGGGGACUCCCCCCGCCGCCUCCCGGGCCUGCGGGGCGGUUCCGCUUUGCUGCCGGUGUUCCGUCAGCCCCGUCGGUUUGGGGGUCCCCCGGGUAAAGCCAGGGGUGCGUCCAUCCCCUCGCCGUUCUGCGGUGCCAAAGUCAAGCCCCACCCUGUGGUAGCGAAGCCAAACCUCGGCCAUGUACUCAGCUCUCACCGCCCGGGUGUCAGGGGCGGUUUGCUGCUCCAGCACACACAGUGCCGGCGGAAUCCUCCAGCCUGUGCCCGGGGAAGGCAGCUUGUGGCAGGGACACAUCUGCACCCGUGGAGGGUGCAUCCCCACGUUCUCGCCUCCGGGUCAGGCUGGCACAGCACACCCUUGAUGGUGAUCCACCCUCGAGUGGGCUCGCACUGUGGAUGGGCUGGGGUCUGGCACCCCGCUGUCCUCCCCGAGCCAGGGUGGGUGCGAGAGGGCAGCGCUGCGGGCACGGACAGGGCUGAGUGUCCGGAGAACAGGGGGUGAUCUCCAGGACGAGAGGAAAUGGCCUCAAGUUGAGUCAGCAGAGGGCUAGAUUGGAUAUUAGGGGAAAUUUCUUCAUUAAAGGAUGGUCAGGCACUGUAAAAUGUUGCCUGGGGGCAGUGGUGAAGUCACCAUCCCUGGACAUGUUAAAAAGGCGUGUGGAUGUAUCGCUUAGGAACGUGGUUUAGCGGUGGGCUUGGCAGUCACCGGUUGGUACUCGAUGAUUUUAGAGGGCUUUUCCGAUCUGAACGAUCCUUUGAUUCCGUGACUUGUAUUCCCCAGACCUCCGGCUGUCGCGGUGCCUUCCCGUGUCCCCCCUCCCCUCCGCCCCCCGUUCCUGACGUCCUGAGCGCGGCUGCGGGAACACAAUGAGGCCCUGAGGAGCGCGGCGGCUCCGGCUGAGGAAACAAACGGCAGCCGGCUUCCUCCGCACCCUGCCCUGGCCCCGCAGCCCGCUCAGCCUGGACACCAUGGGCAUGUCUGCGGAGGACGAGCGCGCCGCCAGCCCCAGAGACGAGGAGUGGCCGGAAGCGGAGAAGGCUGAGAAGCUGGCGAGAGGAGCCGCUCUGAAAUGGGCUUCAGGGGUGUUUUACCGCCCCGAGAAACUGGAGGGGCUCGGGCAUUACCGGAGGCGAGAGACACAGAGGAACAACUCCAUCCAGUCCCGGCUGAAGUCAACUGUCCAGUCCUACCUGGAGGGGGGCCUCCAGCAGAUGAGGAAGCUGAUGGAGGAACAUGUGCAGCUGGCCUCGGUGGUCCAGGUGCUGCCCCAGAUCUUCUCGGUCCACGAGGUUUUUUCCCAUAUCCUGCAGCUGCUCCAUGGGCAGCAUCUCUUGGAGGCACACGUGGAGCUCAUGAUGGUGGAACAACUCCGGGAUGACAUCCUCUCCCAGCUGCACCUCCGCGGGCUCUCCGGUGCCCAGGCAACUGUGCUGUCCUACUUCAGUGGCCUGCAGGACCUCAACGAGAGCCUGGCCAAGCAGCUGUGGGACAUUGUGGGCAGCAGCCUGCGGUUGGUGCGCAAGGACCCCGUUCUCUUUGUCACUGCUGUGAGGAUCAUCGAGCGGGAGGAGAAAAUAGAUGAUACUCUGCUCUUGGAGGCCACCUUCCUGCCCCCUGGCCGCCCAAAGGGCUGGAGGCAGAAGUUCUACCAGGUCCUCCAGGACACCCUCACAGGAGCCCGUUUCCAUGCUCCCCGCAUGGAUGCUGAGGGGCCGGGGCUGGCCAAGCACCUGGCGGCGCUGCAGAAGGACAUCGUGUCUGAGCUGCGUGUGGUGAAGGACCUGAUGGUCCAGUGCGUCCCAGCCCACUACAACAUCCUCAGCCUCUGCACUGCCACCUACCACCAGGCCCUCACCAGCCACCUCCAGGAGAUCCUGCGGGAGGACCUGGACAAACAGGGACUCUUCCUUCUCCUUGAGUGGGCGCUCCGUGUGUACCACAGCCCAGAGAUGAUGGGUCACCCUGACCUCCUCCCAGAAGUGGAUGUUUCUGCUCUGGAUCCCUUGAUGUCCUCUGAGCUUGUGGAUCAGACAGAGAGGAGAUAUGUGAUGAAAGUCAAGGCUAGCGUGUUCGAGUGGAUGCAGAGGACUCUGGAGGUGGAGUUCAAGGAGUGGUUCAGGGAAGAGGAACCUGAGACAGACCAUCAGGGCUUCUUCCAGUCAGCCUUGCCUGCCAUUGUCAUGCAGAUGCUGAAUGAGAACAUCCAGGUGGCUUCCUUGAUCACCAACUCUCUGCAGCAGAAGAUCUACAACAUGGCCUUGGAGGAGCUUGAGGCAUUCCUGGGCCGCCUGCGGGAAGCCCUGGCGCAGUGCGGGAAGCAGCACCAGCAGGACCGGGCCGUCCCCAAGUACUACAUCUCCCACCUGCUGGCCGUGCUCAACAACAACCUGGCUCUCAGCAAUUCUGUCUCAUCCUUGCACCCUGACACUGCCUGCAGAGAAGUCCCUGGAUCCCUGCAGGCUGCUCUAGACAGGAUGCAGAAGAAAGCCACCCAGCUGCUGCUGGAGGAACUGCUCCUGGACCUGCAGCCCCUCUGCCUGCAGCUGCCGUCCCGCAAGUGGCUCUCCGGGUCCCAGCUCGUCGGCAGCAUGUGUGAAGUGAUUGACAAGUACGCAAAGGACUUCUCCCGCGUCAGGAAACCCGUGUUCACGCUCCUGCUGGCGGAGAGCGAGCUCCUGGUGGUGAACCAGUACCUGCGGGCACUCCUGCAGAGGAAGAUGGUGUGCAAGAGCCGGGAGGAGCGGGGCCAGCUGUGCCACCGCCUGCUGCAGGACGCCACGCAGCUCCGGGAGCUCUUCUGUGGCCUGGGCCUGGACCGAGGCCAGCAGAGCCUGGAGGCUGUUUUUGCCCUGCGGGAGCUGAUCUACCUCAAAGACCCAGCACUACUCAGCCUGGAGGUGCUGGGCUUCAUCACCAAGUACCCUGAUGUCAGCGAUGAGCACAUCUCCACCUUGCUGGAUAUCCGUGGGGACGUCUCCAAGGAAGUGCGGCACGUGGUGCUGGAAAUGAUGGCUCAGCACCCCCAGGUUCUGCCCGAGGGCUACCGGCCCAUCUUCAGCACCAUCCUGGUCCCUGUGCAGGAGCUGCCCUUCUGCCUUCGCAAGGGCAAGUGUGCCUGACCCUGCCUGGCACUGGUGCCCCGCUGGUCCCAGGUAGGGGUCGUGCAGGGCAGUUCUGUGGUUGUGCGUGGUGAGAAUGGAGGUGAAUGUGGCAUCCCCUACACACAGCACCUUGUCCUGUGUUGGGGACAGUCUGGAUAAAGGCCGUUCUCCUCUGGUCUUGCCCCAUGAGAAGACUGACCCCUGCAAGCACCAGUCCCGGGGGAAAUCCAACCUGUAGCUACUUUGGUGGCCUGCUGGGACAGUGACUGGGGAUGGCUCAGGCCCAUUGCCUGCAGCAGAAAGAACACUUGCAGAAUGGACAGGAAUCUGCGCUGGGACAAAUUCACGUCUCCAUGGGGCUGCAGAGAUGCUUGAGUUUCCCCAAGUCUCCAGACAACCCCCUGAGCCAGUGUGUCCCAGCCAUGGAGGCUGUUACCAAUCCAACUCUGGGGCAGACUGGAGCCUUGCUGGGACCAGGAAGGUUUCAGCCAUGGGAGCUCCUCUGGGCUCAGCCCUGGGGUUGGGUGCUGCUGCUCCACAGGCUGGGCCCCGCAUGGCCAGUGGGGAGCAGCUGAGCCAGCUGAUCAUGGCUCAUGUAUCCUGAGGAGAUGAGCACAAGGUGGUCUCCUCACCCUCGACAGUGCCACCAGCCCUAUCCCUGCUGGCACAAAGGGACAGCUCGGAGUUCCUGCUGACCUGCCAGACUUCUGGCUCAUUUGCCAGGAGGAACACUGCAGUUGGAGGCUCUCAAGCUGCAUGGAGAGCGUGGUUGUGCCUGGUGUGUUGUCCUGCUCCAAGGUUCCUCCGUGAUGGGCAGCACCACCCUGAGCACUGGCUCUCCCUCCAUCCUCUGCUGCUGCCCAGGCCUUGGCAUCUCCUCCCAGGUGCCACAUGAAGAUCAGGAGCAGUCUGUGUCUCUGCCUACACCCUUGUGCCUAGCCCCUGCAGCACUCCAGGAGACCUCCAUGCUCUGCCAUGCUUCCCACCCUGGGAUGGGCCACAUCCCACUGUCCUUGCAUGGUACCACUGCUGGAAAUAAAGGCCUAAGCUCUGAA